Messenger RNA from Trichoderma atroviride IMI 206040, 1395 nucleotides. NCBI's taxonomy places the organism in Eukaryota, Fungi, Ascomycota, Sordariomycetes, Hypocreales, Hypocreaceae. The record is from RefSeq and is a predicted model, not a curated record.
CAUUUAUCCCUCUGGGUAUAAAAUCCAAUCCCAUCUGCCAUCUUCUGUUCCACACAGCCUCAAUUGGCUGAAUUCCUGCCGCUGGAUAUACUCAGACAAGCCACCCACUUCUCUGAUACAGUCGUAUGUCACAAUGAUCUCCCAGAGAUUAAUGUGCGAGCCUGACUUUCGACCAUUUCGCUGCAAAUGGGAGUCCUGUACCAAGGUAAGAGAGAUGACUCACUGCGCGAUCCCAAUUAUUCUUACCUAGUUGCUAAUUUACUUGUGCCUUAGGCUUUCAAGCGGAGAUCAGAUCUGACGAGACACUACAAAAUCCACACGGAUGAUCGACCACAUCCAUGCACGGCGCCUGGCUGUGAAAAGCGGUUUAUCCAGCGCAGUGCUCUCGUUGUCCACACCCGGACGCAUACUGGCGAGAAGCCGCACGAGUGCCAAUACCUUGGCUGUAUCAAAAGAUUCUCCGAUGUAAGUUUCAUGCAAUCACAAGAUAUUUGAUGCAACCAAAAGCUCAUAGCAAGAUCAGUCUUCGAGCCUUUCUAGGCAUCGUCAUGUACAUGCCAGAAAACGCCCUCGUAGGUGUGGGCAUAUAGAGUGUCCCAAGGGGUAAGUCUCUCCUCUCUCAUCUUACUCUCAAAAGUGGAAGCAUAGCUGACUCCCUAUUCAGCCUCUGCCGCAGAAAAUUCUUAGUCAAACAAGAAAACCAACUUCAACAGCGUAAUUUUUUCCACGCUCCAAGAGGAGAAAGCAUCUCUGAUUCAGAGUCAAGCCGGUCGCCAUCUACAACUGCUCAGCCAGAUACACCCACGCCUCUCCAAGACAACACGAUUCCACAAAUCUCGAUAUUUCAGGGGAGGGCAGCUGGAUACUCGCCAUCUGUGGAUCCGCUGGAUGAGCAGGAAUAUGGCUAUGAUAUGGACAAGUUGUUUGACAACAAUGGACUAUUGACUACUGAAUAUCAGUGCUUGACCGAGCAAGUGCGCCAGCCUACGAUCAACAUUACAGGCUCAUCUUUAAAUUUCGCCAGCACUUCAAAUAGAGGAGUUGCAACCCUACAAGGAACUCCACUAUUCCAUUUUGUCAUGCCGCCAUAUGGCGAAAUAAGUCAUGACUAUCCUCUGUUAAACAAUCUCAACACAUCUUCAAUGGAGCAACUUGAACGAGCAAUGGUAUAUCCUCAACAGCCACAACAGUCGCAGCAGCAAACGCCAAUCGCAGCACAGCAGAUUUCAAAUCAUGGGGUAGAAGAUUAUAGUUCUCCUGCACUAAUCAAGUCCGAGCCUUGGUUCGGAUUCGAAUCCCUCUUCAUUUGAGCGACUGCAUGUAGUCACCUGCUGGGACUGCCCACAGUCUCAAGCUUGCUUCAAACAAAAAUAAAGCAGAAAAGACAAGAAGAAG